AUUCGUGUGAACGUGAAGGAUAUGCUACCACUGCUGGCCUCAUCAAUGUGUAUUUAUCAAUUCACCUGCUCGUGUGGAGCCAGGUAUGUCGGCCGUAACCAGCUUUCGCUUUCCAAAUGUAUCACCGAACACUUACCAACAGGGUUUUACAAAGGAGAAAAACGAUGCCCCCGCAGCUCCAUCUUAGAACAUCUGCUAGAUUCCGGACACCAAGCUACACCCCAAACAAACUUCAAAGUCGUCUACAGAAUACGAAGUAGUCUUCCUAAAGGUGUACGAAUCAGACUUCUUCAAACUGCAGAAGCAAUGGUGAUUCACUUGCUAAGUCCUGAACUCUGCAUGCAGAAGAAGUUCGUUCAAUCACUACACUUGCAAUGGACGUAAUCUAUCUUAUUACGCGACAAGUAAAUUCUACCUAAUCCUUUUUUCUGUCUCUUCUUUAGUAUCAUUUUGUCUUCUCAAUUGUAAUAUUUUACAUUUUCAACCUUCUUGUUCUCUAUCCCACCCGAUUUAAUUUCUGCACCUCACUACCACUGUUACUGAUUUGACCAAUGCUCAAUUUCUAGUCAUUUAUGUUACGUCAUCCAACUUAUUUGCUCAAUUUCAGUUCUAAUUUAAAUGGCAGUAUUCUCUACCCCACUUCUACUUAGUCUCUACCUGUAAUUACCUCUGUUGCUACCCUGACCUUAGUUGAAACAUUUUAGUCAAUUAUAUUACGUCAUCUAACUUACUAACUCAAUCUUACUUUAGUUGCUGUCUAAUUAGGCUUGUUUCUUUAUAUGAGAUCAUUCUUGUAUUACCUGGUCAAUUAUCUAAACUUGACAAACCUCAUGUACACACACACACACACACAAAUAAUUGUAUAUAAAUGCUAUCGUACAGCUAUGUGAAUGAAUUCGCCGAAAAGAGUCUCUUCGCUGAACGUAUGACUCAAUGGGGAUUUUUAAGCUACAAAAAUUACCUUUUCAUAUGAUUCAUGUAUUUUCUUCCAUUAACGUGAUCAUAUUAGUGUUUGUUUUUUAAGUAUAAUAAUAAUAAUCAUCUAAGAAAUAAUAAUGCAUUUUUGUCUUUUGUUUGUGGUAGAAUCAUGUUAUUACUUGUUUAGAAGUUUAUGAAGAAUGGGCGAUCACUGGAUCAGAUGAUUCUAGUAUAUGUGUAUGGAAUAUAAAUACUGGCCAGUGUUUAAUAAACUUAUUUGGUCAUCUCGGUGGCGUUUGGUCAAUGACUGUUAUACCGGGUCAAUUUUAUCCAGCAAAAAAGGAUUAUCAUCCGUUCAAUCAAUAUCCUCUACUUAUAUCAGGUAGUUGUGAUCGAACUGCACGUGUUUGGCAAUUAGACGGUCAUCGUUGGCCUUGCAUAGCUACAUUGUUUGGACAUCAGUCAACUGUCCGAUGUUUAGCUAGCCAAAAACCAUGCUGUGCUCCAAAAUUUGUUUUAAACAAUACUCACAAUUGUAAUUGCAACGUCAGUGAAAAUAAUCCUAGUACACUUGGUCCAGAUGUGUGCCCAAACGAUAAUAAUGGUGAUGCUUUUGUUGGCAUUGAUAAUUUCAGUAUUAUCGGGGAUAAUAUUUCUGAAAAAGAAUAUAUUCUACCAAAUAUAUCGGCUAACAAAGGAAAUGACGGUAAUGAUAACGGCCAUCAUUGUGAUAAUGCUUAUGGAAACUUAAAUGUUAAUCUCAUAAAUAACCGCUCAGCAUCAAAUAAACCUGAUUCAAGCGAGCAAAUAUUUAAACAAGAGACUUUUGAAAAUAGUCAUUUAGUUGUUACAGGUAGCCGUGAUACAACUCUACGUUUAUGGAAUGUGUUAACUGGUGAAUGUGUUCAAGAAUUUCGAGGUCAUCGUGGUGCUAUACGUUGUGUCCAGUUUACAGGUGAUCAAAUCGUAUCUGGUAGUUAUGAUUGUACAAUUCGUUUAUGGUGUGCACUACAAGGUCAUUGUUUGCGUGUAUUUAGUGCUCAUACAAAUCGUGUUUACACCUUAUUAUUUGACGGUUAUCAUAUCAUCAGUGGUUCACUGGAUACAACUAUACGUAUAUGGAAUGUACAGACAGGCCUUCUGGAGCAAACAUUUCAUGGUCACCGUUCAUUGACUAGUGAAUUGGUUUUUGGUUCUGAACAGAAUAUUUUAGUUUCAAGUAAUGCAGAUGAAACAAUUCGUGUAUGGCAUAUCCAUACUGGGAAGUGCAUACAUAUUCUUGCUGGCCCUCACAAACAUCAAUCAGCUGUUACCUGUGUCCAGUUAACACGUAAUUUCAUCAUAUCCUCAGGUGAUGACGGUACCGUUAAGCUUUGGGAUAAGCGGUCUGGUGCAUACAUUCGGGAUUUGUUAAGACUUGAUGGAGCUGGACGUGGUGGAGUUAUUUGGCGUAUAGUUGCAUCUGAAGAACGUUUAAUAUGUGCUGCUGGCAGCCGAAUUGGUAUGGAACCUACAAAAUUAGUUAUAUUACGAUUUCAAGAACCUCAAAUAUGUUCAAAGCAUUCGAAAAAUAAAGCAUAUACGAUUAAUCAUAUUUGCCGUCCUAGGCAAAAAUAUGCUCCAGAACCAAGACUUAGUCAGAUUUUGUGUACAAAUCUAGGUACAAAUUAAUUGAUAUCUCUAUUUCUCAGUUAUUUAUUAGUGAUCGUUGUACAUAAAAUGAUUUCCUCUUUGCUUAUACUGUAGCUUUUUCUGUAUUUUAAUUUUGACCAGCUAUACUAUCUUUUACUACUAAGCACCACUUUAAUUCCUCAUCAUAUAUUGCGGGAAAAUAAAAGCUCAAAGUUGUUCGUCUGUCUUUAAAAAAUAUAUAUUCGACUGAGCAGUACGUCUAAUGCCUGGCGUGU
Molecule: messenger RNA, 2825 nt
Organism: Trichobilharzia szidati
Lineage: Eukaryota; Metazoa; Platyhelminthes; Trematoda; Strigeidida; Schistosomatidae
Source: the annotation of a GenBank genome assembly